GCAUUAUAUUUUCUCUCUGGUAAAGGAAGUCACUUAAGUAUACUUAAAAGCACGUGUUCGUGUGUGUUGCUACGUGAAGGUGUUUGGAAAUUGGAUUUAUGUGAGUACUAAUUAAGUUCAGUCACAUUCCUAAUCGUUAAAAGAAGUUUUUAUUUCAGUUCGUCUAUGUGAAUACUUUUCAGCCUUAAACUAAUGUUUUCUCUUUGAUUAUGAAUACCACGUGUGUGAAACAUAUUAAUAAUGCGUGUAUGCAGAACAAGUUCAAAUGAUACGAUUUUGUACAAGAUAGGACUAAAUGUUCGUGUGUGAAGAACUAAUGAGAACAUCGUUUUUUCGGAGGGUGUUAACCUGUAAAUAUUCAUUUCAUUUGUUUAAAGUGUGCAAAAUGAACUCUCACACAGUGAAGGACCCAACACAGUUCCUACCCCCUUCUGAAGUAAGGGGAAUGAAAUCAUUAGAUAAAGAGAAGUUCAACAAAUUUAUUAUUGUGCCAUGGUUGGAAAUAGAUGAACAGCUUGUUGGUGGUGCUAUGAGUAUUCUUAAGAAGUAUCUGAUGAAGGUUUUGAAUAUCAAACCUCUACGGCCUGCAUUUGAACUUCUUGAUGGAGAGGAGAUUGUCAGCCCCCCUGUGGAUUCAGUUUUGAUGGAAUUGUUGGCUGGUAUUGAAAAUAUGGUGACUCGCACAAGGGAACAUGGGUGUCUGUAUGAACUUGAUUUUUCAACAGUGUAUUGGAAUCCUCGCUUGUGCACAGAACACGAAAGAAUUACUUCAAAAUUAGAAAGUGGGUGUGUUCUUUAUGAUGUGUUUGCUGGAGUUGGGCCGUUUUCUAUUCCUGCAGGGAAAAAAAAGUGUAACGUGUUGGCUAAUGAUUUGAACCCUGAAUCAUAUAAAUGGUUGAAUGUUAAUUGCAGACUUAAUAAAGUCCAGCAGUUUGUGAAAACUUUCAAUAAAGAUGGUCGAAAAUUCAUAAAAGAGGAUAUAAAGAAAGAUAUUGUAGAAAAAUUGAAAAAUAGUAAGUUCAAAGCUUCGAUUCAUAUCACAAUGAAUUUACCUGCUUCAGCUGUUACCUUUUUGUCUGCUUUUCAUGGUUUGUUAUGUGAUAUUGAUGAAUUAAGUUGGAAAACAUGUCCUAUAGUUCAUGUUUACUGUUUUGUUGGUGGAGAAAACCCUAAAGUUGAUGCACAGACAUUGGUAGAGGAAAAUUUAGGAAGUCAAUUGGAUGAAAAUUUGAUAGAAGUUUUUUAUGUUCGGAAUGUUGCACCAAAUAAAGAGAUGAUGAGGGUGUCAUUUAAAUUGUCAAAUGCUGUUCUGACUGCUCGAAAUAAUUCUUGUGAAAAGCACUCUGCACCAGAAGUAAACGAAGAAGCACCUAGUCAUAAAAGAAUUUGUUUGUCAAGCGAAAAUAAAGAAACAAUGGGCAAGAAAAAUAACUCGAAUACAAAAAAAGUUUUCAAGGUAGCUGGAUCCAAAGCCCUCAAAGCCAAGAAGAAAGCAAAAGCAGUUCAAGGUCAGCUGAAAAAGGUUGCUGAAAUGAACCGAAAGAAAAUUGCCCAAGUUGAUAAGCAACUUUCUGACAUUCAUGAUGAACUUCGCCAUGGCUCCAGAAAAGAAACUAAUAAAAUUAAAAAAGUGGUCCAGAAUAAGAAACCAAACACCUCUAAUAUAGAAAUAUCUGCAAUGGAUAAAUUAGACCAGCUCAAAAUGUAGAAGAUAUUGAUACAUUUAAUUAAAUUAUUAUCUUGUUAUAUAGUAUGGUUAAAAGGUAAGGACACAUGAGGCAGAUGCAAAUGGAUACUGGUGAUCCCAUGUCAUUUAACAUAAAAUCUAUAUUUGUGAAGUUUGUGGAUUUAAUUAUCAUGAAUGAUUUAUUAUAUUUCUUAUUAAAAGUACAAGUUUUCUUAUUAAAAGUACGGUUUUAUUUAUUUCUGCAUACAUUCUUAAGACUUCUUAUUUACCAACUACAAAAUCCAAUUGUUGUUGGUGUACCUUGGAUUUACCAAUGAAAACUCAUAAUUUUCAUUGGGGAAAUGUGGUGUUAAUUAUUUGAUAUGUCAAGUUGAAAUCAUUUUGUGAAGAUAAAUGCACACACUUAAUUCACAAAAUAUUCAAUAUUAUUAAUGUAAAAAGCUGUAUUACAACAAUCAUUGGUAUGACAAUUACAAUUUAUUAUAACAAUUCUGUUUAUGAAAUUAUCAUUAGUAGCUUUUAAUAAUACAUCUGCAAUUCCUCCAAUCCACUAUCUAUAUUUAAAAAAUAUCACUUUUCUUGAUUUCUCUAGAGGCGUGAUUCAGUGGCAAGGUUUGGGGGGGCAACUGCAAUGGAAAAAUGUUUCUUAUGUCUCUGCAACAGAUUACCCUAGGAGGCUGAUUUUUUGGGAAUUACGGCAUUUUUUCAUUAUCUUUCAUAUGAGUAUCGCGAUUAUCGAUUUGGUUGGGAAGCACUUUUCAUCCCCUCAUUCGUUUAUAUCGUCAAUGAUACACAAUUUUUCUUUCAUGUAAAGCAUGAGAAAUAGUUCUAUCCAAACCCAACCAAUUCAAACGAAGCGCUAGUCGUGCAUACCUGCGUUUAUUUCGACAGCCAGGAACAUUAGCAAUUUCUAACGUUUACAAAUGAAAC
Molecule: messenger RNA, 2617 nt
Organism: Gryllus bimaculatus (two-spotted cricket)
Lineage: Eukaryota; Metazoa; Arthropoda; Insecta; Orthoptera; Gryllidae
Source: the annotation of a GenBank genome assembly